Molecule: messenger RNA, 351 nt
Organism: Fraxinus pennsylvanica
Lineage: Eukaryota; Viridiplantae; Streptophyta; Magnoliopsida; Lamiales; Oleaceae
Source: the annotation of a GenBank genome assembly
AUGGUUAGAGCUUACAAAAGAGGAGGCGCUGCAAUUACCUGUAAAAAUGAACUGGAGACAAUAAACGAGGAGGAUCUUAUAGUAGUUUCAUCUCAGCUACGGCUGGCAAUGAUUUCAGGCUCAUGUCACGGAAUGGACUGGAGCAAGAGGCCUGGAUCAUUGGAGAUUCCCAGGGUCAUUGAUGAUUUCAGUGAUCAAGAGGUUACUGACUCCAAGAAAUUUAUGAAUCCAAAUGAGCAUGUUUUGGUGGAACUGUUUCUAUUGGCAAUUUUAUUGAUGUGUAUAGUGGCGCCGUACCUUGCUGUUUCUCUGAACCAGGAUCAAAUGGUCGAUCGGAACAGUGUUGAUUAA